Malus domestica (apple) is the source of this 1128-nucleotide messenger RNA. NCBI's taxonomy places the organism in Eukaryota, Viridiplantae, Streptophyta, Magnoliopsida, Rosales, Rosaceae. The record is from RefSeq and is a predicted model, not a curated record.
AUGUCCGAAACCAAAAAAAAUAGUUAUGAUGCUGCAUUUGCUGACCAUAGCCUCAAAUAUAAGAAUGACCUGGAGAAGGUGCAAAGAUGGAGGACAGCUCUUACAGAAGCAGCAAAUUUGAAAGGAGCUACUCUCAAUGAGGGAGAGUAUGAAACUACAUUUAUUAACAACAUCGUUGUGGAGAUUUCAACCCAAUUAUUAUUAAAUUGCACAUAUUUGCAUGUGGCUGAGUACCCAGUUGGAAUAGAGUCUUGUGCAAAAGAGGUGGAAGUGCUUUUAGAUGUCGGUGGAAAUGAUCGUCGUGUAGUUGGGAUUUGGGGGACAUCUGGAAUAGGCAAGACAGCAAUUGCAAAAGGUGUUUAUAAUGCAAUUGCUCAUAAGUUUGAAGGCAGUUGUUUUCUGGUAGAUGUUAGUGAAACAUUGACAAAGUGUGAAGGCGUAAUCCAACUACAGAAGACUCUUCUAUCUAAAAUUCUAGGUGGUGCAGAGUUGAACUUUGUCAAUGCUCAUGAAGGAACCAGUCUUAUUAAGAAUCGGUUGAGGCAAAAGAAGAUUCUCUUAAUUCUUGAUGACGUGGAUAAUUUGGAGCGGUUAAAAGACUGGGUCGAUGUCGAUUGUUUCGGUGAGGGUAGCAGAGUGGUCAUAACCACAAAAGAUAAAAGUUUGCUAGAUUUUUAUGAAGGUCAGUGGAUAUAUAAAGUCCAAAAGUUGGGAUACGACAAAGCACUUGAGCUUUUUAGUUGGAAUGCCUUCAAAAGAAAUAGACCUCCAGAUGAUUAUUUGAGCCUCGCACGACGUGCAAUAGUCUAUGCUCAAGGCCUUCCGUUGGCUCUUAAUAUUAUAGGUUCUCAUCUGCGCAAUAAAAGUAUAGAUUGUUGGCAAGCUGUAUUGAACAGUUACGAUUCUUACAAUGGAAAACCUUAUACAGAUAUUCAAAUAAUACUUCGAAAAACUUAUGAUGCCUGGGAUUGUAACUUGCAACAAGUUUUUCUAGACAUUGCAUGUUUCUUUAAGGGUGAAAAUAAAGACUACGUGUUACAAAUGUUAAGAAGUUCGACGCUCAAUGUACCUGAAGAUAUUAUUGAUGUACUUGUUGAGAAAGCCAUCAUAGCUAUCGAGUAUAAUUAG